AUGGCCGCUCGACUGGGCCGUGAUAGGGCUGAAGCCCUGGUUCUGGGGCCAAAUUUGCUGCAAACUAAUAUUUCUUCGCAAAUGGGACCUAUAGGAACGUCUGUAGCUCCACGUGAGCCAAGUAAAGACAUUUUUACCUCUGAUUCACCGUUCUCAUCAUGUUGGACGCCAGAGGAGACGUGGCAUAGCGUCUACAACUGGAUUAACAACAGUCAGGCAUCAAAUGAAUCUGAAGGUGGCGAUAGCAUUCGAAGCUCCACUUCGUCAUCACAGCCGCAGACAAGCCCAAAGAUCUCCUCUCUAUGGCAAUCUUUGGACGAGACGCCACUCUUUGACUCCAAUAAUACCACUAAUGAAUUGCCAGAAUACAGUCUGAUUAAUGAAUUGCUUAAGCUAAACCUUGGCCAGCACUUUUCGGCAUUCUCUGUUCCUUCUACCUCAACUCCUGUGAAUAACACACAGAGUACAGCUCCUCAACCUCCAAGACAAGCUCAAGCCCAGUCCGGCAUGCCGGCACAAACAGUCGCCUCUACAGCACCCGCUGCUCCUUCUGCAGCGCCUCCAGCACCAUGGAGAUUGCCUCCUGAUGAUGCCUCCUUCAUGAUGGAUCGUACUCCUCCAACAACAGCUGAUCUAUGGACCGCUAAAGAACAUGACAUGUUCAGCCAUCUUGGAUUUGUUGCACCACCCACUCCUGCAAUGAUGAUGCAGAGUACAGCUGUUCUUGAGCUUCAAACACGUCUUGAAGAAUGCUGCGAAGAGUACAGACAGUUGGAGAAAGAACGCAAGCAAACGGAAGCUGAACUUGCUCGCCACAACUUGGGCAAAAAAAUAAGCUCAUCAAACGGUUUGCCGAUUCCUCGUCUUCCAACCGCUCCUUCUCGUGUUGAUCGUCUUAUUGUUGACUUUUUCCGCGAACAUGCUCGUAUUUCGACCCUCCUUGGAAAGAUGGAGCAACUUCGAGGGCAACCACUACUUCCGUCUGUACAUUUAACUCUUAAAGAACUUCUUGAUGCUGUUACAUUUCUUCAACAUUGUCGUGCCAGUGAGCGCAAUGCUAUUCUCCAGCAGUUACGUGGUGAAGCAAUUCGCUAUAACGAGGAGAAAGAAGCUCUCGCAAUGGGCAAAGCACUAAACAGCGUCCGACGAGCAGCCAUCAGAGCUCGUGCUGCUAACUGGUGUUCUUUGAUCUGGACUCUAGGGCCAGAAGAUGAGCAACAAGCUGGAUAUGUGGAACGUUUGGUCAUGUCCGAUUUCAGUGUCGGACCUCCACCAAUUCGUCCACGCCCCCUAAAAAAAUAA
Messenger RNA from Auanema sp. JU1783, 1302 nucleotides. NCBI's taxonomy places the organism in Eukaryota, Metazoa, Nematoda, Chromadorea, Rhabditida, Rhabditidae. The record is from the annotation of a GenBank genome assembly.